AUGCCGUCCGCGCUCGCGUCGCUCGCAGCGCUCGCGGCGCUCGCGGCGCGGUGCGCCGCGCUGCGGCCGGCGCUGGCCUUCUCCAAGUACCAGGGCCUCGGCAACGACUUCCUCCUCGUCGACAACCGCGACUCCGCGACGCCCAAGGCGUCGCCGGCCGAGGCCGCGGCCCUGUGCGACCGCAACUUCGGCGUCGGCGCCGACGGCGUCAUCUUCGUCAUGCCCGGCGAGAACGGCGCGGACUUCAAGAUGACCAUCUACAACUCCGACAGCUCGGAGCCGGAGAUGUGCGGCAACGGCAUCCGCUGCCUCGCGCGCUACCUCGGCGAGCUCGGCUGCGAGGGCGCCAAGGACGGCGACGACGAGGUCUUCACCAUCGCCACGGGCGCGGGCCCCAUCGUGCCCGUCGUCCGCGGCGACGGGCUCAUCACCGUCGACAUGGGCGAGCCGGAGCUCGCGGGCCCCAAGGUGCCCUGCGCGCUGGCGCCCACGGACGGCGACAGGGUCGUCGACGCGGCGCUCGAGGCCGGCGGCGCGACCUACGCGGUCACGGCCGUGUCGAUGGGCAACCCGCACUCGGUGGCGUUCGUCGACGACGCCAAGGCCGUGGACCUCGGCGUCACCGGUAAAGCCGUCGAGCUCAACACGGACGCCUUCCCGGAGAAGGUCAACGCGGAGUUCGUCGACGUCGUCGACCGGUCCCACGUCAACAUGGUCGUCUGGGAGCGCGGCUGCGGCGUGACGCUCGCGUGCGGCACGGGCGCGUGCGCCGUCGGCGUCGCGGGCGUCCUCACGGGCCGCACGGACCGCACCUGCGAGGUCAUGCUCCCCGGCGGGCCCCUCGAGAUCGAGUGGCGCGAGUCCGACAACAAGGUCUACAUGACGGGGCCCGCGGAGUUCGUCUUCUCGGGCUCCGCGCCCCUGCCGGAGCAGUAG
Aureococcus anophagefferens is the source of this 936-nucleotide messenger RNA. RefSeq lists its product as hypothetical. Lineage: Eukaryota; Pelagophyceae; Pelagomonadales; Pelagomonadaceae. Gene Ontology annotation, molecular function: diaminopimelate epimerase activity. Bases 1 to 936 code for a protein of 311 amino acids. The transcript is spliced from 2 exons. The record is from RefSeq and is a predicted model, not a curated record. Gene Ontology annotation, cellular component: cytoplasm; cytosol.